AGUGAAAACUUCUUCUACCCUGCUGCACAAAGACCAGUCGCAGUCUCCUCCACGCUGUGAGUGCGCAGCGCCUGCACAGAUCGCUCCAAUUUGGACCUUAAGCCUUACAUUGCAUGAACCUGCAUACCUUUACUGCUGUUUUCUCGGCCGUGAACGACCCUCGGUGUUCCGCUGUGGCUGUUUUCCAGCAGAUACUCCGACCCCGAAAACCAUCGGGACCAGUGAAGAGAGAAGCUGCGGGAGUGGUCUGGAAACUUUUGCCAUCAUGAGCACGCGAACGGUCAACCUUGAUACCUACAGCCUGUCGCUGCUUACUGCCAAAGAGGACAUCCUCAACCCCCGUUCCUCCACAAACUGGGCAAUAUUCGCAUAUGAUGGAAUUACCAACAAGCUCAAACUGGCUGACUCAGGAGCGGGUGGUGUGGCAGAGCUGGCAGGGAAGUUUCACAUCUCCAAGCCUCAAUAUGGACUGUGCAAAGUGGGAAGUAUGGAGACAGGAGCCCCCCGGAUUGCUAUGAUCAGCUGGGUCGGCCAACAUGUGGAGGACUACCGAAAGACAGAAUGUGCCAGCCACAUUCCAGCCAUCAAAAACUUCUUCAAGGAAGCACAUGUGUUCAUUAGUGCAGAGAAGGUUGAGGAUGUGACAGAGGAGAACAUAAGAACAGAGCUCAGCAAGGCCCAGGCACAUACUCCUACACAGUGGGUGAGAAGGAGCUCCAGGUCUGCGGACAAGGAGGAAUUAGUGGGCACAAACUACAGAAAAACUAAUGCCGCAAUGGAGAUGAGACUAAUAAACAGAGACUCCUUCUGGGCACGUGCAGAGCGUGAAGAGGAAGAGAGGAAAGAAGAGGAGCGGAGAAGAACAGCAGAGGAGAGACGCCGCCUUGAAAAAGAAAGAGUUUUAAAAGAACGGAGGGAUGCAGAAGAGAGAGAUAGAAAGAUGAACGAAAAGCUACAGAUGAUUGAGGAGCAGAGAAGAAAACAGGCAGCGCAAGAAGAAGAACUUCGCAGAAAAGAGAAAUCAAGAUGGGAGCAGCAGCAGAGGGAGCAUGAGGAACACAUGAGGGCUCGUCUUAGAAGGAGUGAAUCCAUAGAGAAAGCAGCAGAGGCAGCAGUAUUAGUGUCCCAACGCUCGAUGAACCCUAGGGAAUUCUUCAGGCAGCUUUCAUCAUCAUCAUCACAAAGUCCCACCAGCCCUGGAUCCUCCCGCUCUGGCAAACCGUUCAGACGAUACCAGCGCAGCCUGACAGACACAGCCUUCAUCUUCUCUAAAGCAGAAGAGAGCACGGCAUCCUCCCCUCGCAGUUCUCCCUUGGUCUCCCCCUUCUCCCGAGCUCCUCCCUCCCCUAUCUACCGUGCCAUGUCUCCCCCCAUGAGCCCUGACUUCCGGCCUGUCACCUCUCCACAAAGGCCCAGAGCCCCCAUGUCACCGCCCACAUCACCUUUUCGCCCUACCCCUCCAGUCUCAGCCCUGCCAAGCGUUCCACAAACUAACAACCAAGUUCAGGCUGUUGUUGAGCCCAAGCCCCAAUCACCCACAGAACCUUCUGCACCUCCAGCCUCCCCUAGUCUCUUGGCUUCCUUGUCUACCAGUAUGGUAAAAAGAAACCCUUCUCAGUCACAUCAAGAGGCCCUACCUGCCUCUCCCCCAAGUACCCCAACCCAGCCAGAGCACUCAGCUUUCUGCUUCGAGCCAGUUUCAGCUCCCCAGGCACCAACAGCUCCUCUUCCAGAGAGACCACAGCCAAACACAGACCUCAACAUAGCCACUCAUGUGCAGACUGAGCUGGUCUCAGACAUUGGCUACAAAGUACAGGCUGUACUGGUGGAGGAGGAUGAGGAAGAGGAUGUUGAGGAGCACGAGGAAGAUGUGGCUGAAAGACAACCACAGCUGUGUGCUGUCAACACAGAACCAGUCCAGAUUGAAGCAGAGGAGCAGAAGCAAGAGGAGGAAGAGGAAAAGGAGGAGGAGCAGGAGGAGCAGGAGAAGUACAAGGAGGAACAAGAGGAGGAGGAAAAGGAGGAAGAGCAGGAGGAGCAGGGGGAGCAGAAGGAGCAGGAGAAGGACAAGGAGGAGCAAGAGGAGGAGGAAAAUAAUGAGGAGCAGGAGAAGGACAAGGAGGAAGAGAAGGAGGGAUUAAAACAAGAUGCUGAGCCUGCAUCAAUGGAGCAGCCCGUGGAAGUGGUAUGGGAGGAAGAGGAGGCAAAGGAAGAUGGAGAAGAAAAUGACCAAUCAGAAGACAGUCAGGCCACUGCUGAGUCUGCUGAGGUACUGGAAAAAGAGGAAGAGUCAACAGUCACAGUCAUUAUUUCAGAUGCCGGACCAAUUUGUCAAGAAAUCAAACAUGAGACUGUCAUCCUGUCAACAAAUGGCAUCACAAAUGGAGAGGACACACAGGAACAGAAUGGCAUAGAGCGAUCUUUGAGUCCAUCUGACACAGAACUCAGCUCACCGGAACUGGCUGUAUGCUACGAUCUUCAUGGCACGGCAGCGGAGGAUGACGUCAUUGAGGAUAAGGAACAGGAGAUCUCAGAAAAUGGACAAGAGGUUUUAGCCGAGCGACAAAUGUGUGUCCGAGCUCUGUAUGACUACCAAGCAGAGGACGAAUCUGAGAUCUCCUUUGAACCCGGUGACAUCAUCAGGGACGUGGAAACGGUGGACAAAGCCUGGUGGAGGGGGUGGAGCAAAGAUGGCCGUCAAGGCCUGUUCCCUGCCAAUUAUGUGGAGACCAUAUAGGCAGACAGACACACACACACACACACACACACACACACACACACACACACACACACACACACACACACACACACACUCUCACACACCUAUACAUACACACACACACACACACACACACACACACACACACACACACACACACACACACACACCCCUCAGGGACACCAUCUCCCCUCAUGUUUGUUCAUGUUUUUACCUUAAUCCUCCCACUGAAGCUUUGUACUCUCUAUUUUGUAGGAAGGAUAAAGAACAAUGUGACUCCCUGUUUUGUAGAAAGCAUAAAGAAAAGUGUGACUCUCUAUUUUGAUGUUUUUUGAGAAAAACUAAAUAUUCUCACAAGUAUGUGGAAAUUACCCAGCCUCAUUUUCUCGGAUAAAAUAGCGGAGACCUUUUCCUGGACCAAAAUAACUUAUUUCCUUUUGAGAUAUAGCAGGAAUGUUGGUAGGAGGGAUCAGAUCACUGUGACAAAUGAUCACAAACUUGCUUUUCUUGUAUGAAACACAAACAGAUUUUUAUAGUGUAUAGUCGCCUGUUUGAUCCCCACAUAUAACAAGCAUUCCAUUCUGCUCACCGUUUGCUUUGUGUGUUACUUUGCUAUAAAAAAAUAAUUUUCUGCUCUUGACUGGUAUAUAUAAUCAAGAUACAUGUAUCAGACAUCAUCUUAUAAUCAUCUUCAUGUAUUUUCUGAGUUAUUUUGUAGCACUGUAUUUGUUUCUGACAGUCUCACAGCACAUUUUAAUUACCCAAACCAGAACAGCAGCAUAACAAAAGGUAAACAAGCAGAGGAAAAAAGGCACUGUAUCGACACCUGUACUUCUCUUUCACUCUUUAAAAUGGGCUAUCUUUUGUUCAUAUGGUAUGUUUUUCCAUACAUUUUUAUGUCUCAUUUUAAUUGUUCCUAGAUUUUAAGAAAUUAAAGCAUUAUGUCGACACAUGGAUGAUAUGGAAAAAAAGAAGCUUCCAAUUAUAAACUUCUGUAAUAUCUUAAUACUCUACAGUGUAUAUAAGAAUGUAUAAAAAAAAAGUCAAAGAUCUUCUCUUUUUCAAUACUUGGCUUGUAUGUUUGUAUGCUUGUUUGAUUGUAUGUAUGUUCUUUAUAUUUACUCCAAACUUACAAAUAUAGCAUCUACAAACUCAA
Dicentrarchus labrax (European seabass) is the source of this 3875-nucleotide messenger RNA. RefSeq names its product drebrin-like protein A. The record is from RefSeq and is a predicted model, not a curated record. Bases 266 to 2737 code for a protein of 823 amino acids. NCBI's taxonomy places the organism in Eukaryota, Metazoa, Chordata, Actinopteri, Moronidae. Gene Ontology annotation, biological process: positive regulation of dendritic spine morphogenesis; positive regulation of axon extension; postsynaptic actin cytoskeleton organization. The transcript is spliced from 16 exons. Gene Ontology annotation, cellular component: actin filament; site of polarized growth; dendrite. Gene Ontology annotation, molecular function: actin filament binding.